AUGGAGAACGAAGUGGACUACUACGUUCAAAUCAAAGAUGAACUGUUCAACGCAGACGACGAAGAAAUAAUCUCACGUUUUCUGAAGCGUAUGAUCGUUAACGGAGAUUCAUGGCCCGAGCACUUCAUCUCAGACGUAGACGUGUUCAACAAGAAUCCAAACGAAGAGUUUUAUUCUCAGAGCCCUAAGUUCUUGAUCGUUAGACCACGCACAGAGAGUUGUGGCAAAACCGAUAGUUGUGAAUCUGGUUGCUGGAGGGUCAUUGGUCGUGAUAAACUGAUCAAAUCAGAGCAGACUGGGAAGUUUCUAGGGUUCAAGAGGAUUCUCAAGUUCUGCUCAAAGAGGAAACCUAGAGAAUACAAGAGGAUUUGGGUAAUGGAAGAGUAUAGGCUUGUGAAUAGUCGUCGGAAGCAAGAUCAAGUGAUCUGCAAGAUUAGGUUUCUGUUCGAAGCUGAAGUCAGUUACUUGCUAUCCAAGCAUUUCUCGUAUCUCUCCACUACAUCACCGCUUCCUCCAGUUCAAUUGUUACCAGCCUAUGGAGCUUGUUUGUUCGAUAAAGAAGCGGAAGGUUUAUAUUAUCUACAGACGAUCGUAGAUUAUGAUGAGAACACGACUUGGCCUAGAUACGUUACAAAUGAUGUCUACCGUUUGCAUCCACUGACGCUUGUGGAUCCUCAAGACGACAAGUUUAAAGAGUUUGGAACAUGCGUGUUUGCUAACCGGACAAAUACUUGUGGUAAAACCGGUGAUUGCGAUGGUGGUGGUUACUGGGAGAUCGUGCAAAGUCAUAGAGGGAUCAGGUCAAAGACAGGGGAGAUUCUUGGUUACAGGAGGGUUUUUGAAUUGGUUGAAGAAGAUGAGGAUGAGGAAGAGGAACCAGGAAAUGUUUGUCAAGGAGAAGAUGUGAAGGAGUCUUGGCUUAUAGAUGAGUAUAGGCUUGACGAUAAGGAGAAGCAGAAUAAAGUGUUGUGCCUUAUCAGAAAGUUCUCUGCAAGUUCCUACUACUAA
Molecule: messenger RNA, 1008 nt
Organism: Capsella rubella
Lineage: Eukaryota; Viridiplantae; Streptophyta; Magnoliopsida; Brassicales; Brassicaceae
Exons: 1
Coding region: 1-1008 (335 amino acids)
Biological process (GO): regulation of DNA-templated transcription
Molecular function (GO): DNA binding
Source: RefSeq, a predicted model, not a curated record